GACUGAUGCCAACACUUCAUUGAUGUGAACAAAACCGGCGUUUAUUUGCUAUUAAAUUGAGAUUAUCUUAAAUUAAUUGAUCAUUUAGUGAUCAUUUCAAUCAUAAUGUAUUGCUUAGGAGUAUUGAGUUUGUUAUCACUUGUGGCCAUAGGUUGGGCCCAAAUGGAGACAUUGGUUCUGUUGGAUAACCUGUCCAUCAGAGAGACUCAUUCGCUAUUCUUCAGAUCACUUCAACAGAGAGGCUUUCAGUUGACAUACCGUUCAGCCGAUGACCCGACCCUUUCAUUAGUCAAAUACGGCUCUCAUGUCUACCAAAACCUCAUUAUAUUCUCGCCGUCUGUCGAAGAAUUUGGUGGUAAUGUAAACGUUGAGGCGAUCACUGAGUUCAUAGACAAUGGCGGCAAUGUCUUAGUCGCCGCCAACAGUAAUGUCGGCGACGCUAUCAGAGAGUUGGCCACAGAAGUGGGCGUUGAGAUCGACGAAGAGGGCGCUCAUGUGAUCGAUCACAUGAACUAUGAUGUGUCGGAUGCGGGACAGCACACACUGAUUGUCGCCGAAUCGGACAGUCUAUUGCCGGCGCCCACUAUUGUCGGCGAUCGGGCAAAGAUUGGACCCAUUCUUUACAGAGGCAUUGGAAUGGUUUCCGAUCAAAACAAUCCACUCGUUUUGGACAUUCUUCUGUCCGCUUCGACCGCUUAUUCUUAUAAUCCCAAUAAGAAAAUCACUGAAUAUCCGCACGCCGUCGGCAAGAAUACACUUUUGGUGUCCGCACUUCAGGCCCGAAACAACGCUCGAGUCGUGUUCACCGGAUCUCUAGAUUUCUUCAGCGAUGCCUUCUUUACAUCUGGUGUUCAAAAGAGAGGAACCGAUAAGAAAGUAGAAAAGUCCGGAAACGAAGCGCUGGCUAUCGCUCUAUCGAAAUGGGUGUUCAAAGAAGAGGGAGUACUCCGUGUCGGACGUAUCCGUCACCACAAGUUGGGAGAGAAGACUCCGCCCGAAGCGUACACUGUGUUGGAAGACGUGGUCUUUUCCAUUGAGAUCGAGCGAUACGUAUCGGGAAAAUGGAUUCCUUUCGAUGCGAAUGACGUUCAGUUGGAAUUCGUAAGAAUCGAUCCAUUCGUCAGAACUGUCCUCAAAAAAGUGGGCAAUUCUUACGUUUCAAACUUCAAAAUACCGGACGUUUACGGCGUCUAUCAGUUCAAAGUGGAGUACAAGAGAAUUGGAUUCACUUAUGUCUACAGUUCAACACAAGUCAGUGUCCGUCCACUACAACACACCCAAUACGAGCGCUUCAUUCUCUCCGCUUAUCCCUAUUAUAUCAGCUCUUUCUCAAUGAUGUUCGGAGUCUUUGUCUUCAGUUUUGUGUUCCUUUACUAUAAGGAAACGCCUAAAGAAAAGCCCGAAUAAUAAUCACUCAUUGAAUACAUGUCUA
Messenger RNA from Medioppia subpectinata, 1432 nucleotides. Lineage: Eukaryota; Metazoa; Arthropoda; Arachnida; Sarcoptiformes; Oppiidae. The record is from the annotation of a GenBank genome assembly.